Molecule: messenger RNA, 1272 nt
Organism: Micropterus salmoides (largemouth bass)
Lineage: Eukaryota; Metazoa; Chordata; Actinopteri; Centrarchiformes; Centrarchidae
Gene: nfam1
Exons: 6
Coding region: 83-865 (260 amino acids)
Biological process (GO): positive regulation of cytokine production; positive regulation of B cell receptor signaling pathway; regulation of B cell differentiation
Cellular component (GO): membrane raft
Molecular function (GO): transmembrane signaling receptor activity
Source: RefSeq, a predicted model, not a curated record
GUAACAAGAACACUGAGAAACACAGAUACACGGAACAACCUCAACGAAGAAGACUAGAAACAGCCCACAAAAACCCUAAAGUAUGGAAGCUCAAAGAUUUUGGCAUCUUUCUUUCAAGUCAACAUGGAUAUUUGUCUUUUUCUUCUCUUCUGUAUGCUCAGGAAUGCCCCCACUAAAAAUACACCUCAAAAGCACCGUCUUUGUGGCCCUCACAGGAGAAGACCUCAACAUUGAAUCUAGUUUGGACGUGCCAGCAAACCAAAGUGGGGACAUGUUGAGGUGCUUCGAUCCUAAGAACAGAGAGAUAUACAGCUGUGAAGUCCGUGAGACGGCUGGUCAGUCACAACAAUUGACACUGUUGCUGAAAAACCUGAGUUGUUCAGGAGAAUACCAUUGCCAAUAUAAAACAGCCAAUGUGUACUGGUUCCUCCUAGUGAGAAAUGAGGGCUACAAGGAUAUUGUAAAUUUGGAGUCCACAGAACUCAUCACAGUCGCCGUCUUCACUGGUGUGCUGCUGGUUUUCAGUGUGGUCGGCUCGGUGUGUGUCUUCAGAGGACAUUGGAAAGAACACAUCACUGAAGAUGGCAAGGCUGGCAGAAAACGAAAGCAGAACAAAGAAAAAAAGAAGGAGAGAGAGACAGAGGAAGACAAUGUGAAUGUAAUACCUGCUCAGUCUACGUCUUUCUAUGCUAGUCUAGAGCCUCGGCCCAGGUCGAUUUAUGAUGUGCUGGACCACUCGGCUGCCAACAGAAAGUCAGAAAGUGACAAAUCAAAACCCAAGAAAAUGGACCCCCAAAAAACGAUGGGGGAAACCACACAACCCAAGGAAGAAGGCGUGUUUGAGUCUGUCUACGAGAAUUUCUGAAUCAUAAAGAACUUUUUCAAUAGAUUGUGGUAUUCAGUAGCUGAGACGAUCUCAGUGUGGUUUGCUAUGUCACUGUAACUUGUUAAUAUUAUAGUUGCACUAACAUGUAACCAGCAUUUUAAUGUUGUUGCUGGUUGCUUUGGAGCAGAAAUUUUAUUGGCAUGUGUAAUUACUGUAUAUCAAUGUAUUUGUGAAUUAUUGUAAAAAUGCGAAUCUGCUAAUAACUCAAAAUUAACUCAAAUAUAGUGGAGAAAACUGUAGAAAAUAUUAAUUGCAGAAAUAUUAUUUUUAACUUAUUUUAUUCUAUUGUACUUAAAAUAUUUGUAUAUUAUAUAUGUGUGUUGCAUGAAGGGUCUCCACCUUACGUUUCAUUGUUGUAAAAUGACAAUAAAUGAACCUUGACAGUU